Molecule: messenger RNA, 461 nt
Organism: Rhizophagus irregularis DAOM 181602=DAOM 197198
Lineage: Eukaryota; Fungi; Glomeromycota; Glomeromycetes; Glomerales; Glomeraceae
Source: RefSeq, a predicted model, not a curated record
ACGUUUAAACAUUCACGAAGUUACUAUUCAAUGCAGAACCAACAAGAAAAAACACCAACAGAAUUCUUAAAUAAUGUCAUUGGUAGGCCUGUACUUGUUAAGUUGAAUUCAGGUGUUGACUAUCGAGGAAUUCUAUCUUGCUUGGAUGGUUAUAUGAAUAUUGCUCUUGAACAAACUGAGGAAUGGGUUAAUGGUCAACUUAAAAACAAGUAUGGUGAUGCAUUCAUACGCGGAAAUAAUGUUUUGUACAUCAGUGCUGAUAAAUCUAGAUAACUUCGAAUAUAUUGAUAUAUUGUGUUCUUUGUACUGUUCUUUGUAUAAGGAGAAACUUUUACUUAAUUAUGUUUUUCAUCAGGUAAAUUUUGAUCUUCUUAAUAUUUUUAAUAAUGUUGAUAUUAUAUAUGUAAAUAAUAAAUGAAUUAAUGAAUUGAUAUUCGUUUUAAAUAAUAGAAAUUAAUUCG